AGCAGAUCAGGCAAGGUGUAAAAUAAAUGGAAAUUGGUAAACAUUUGGAGUGGAUCUACAGCUGAAGCUUGUGUCAGAUUCAGAGUUGUUGAAGCCAAACUCAGAUCCUUCAGAGGCUGUCCAAAUGGCAUCCAAUAUCACCACCACCACCUUCCAGUCCUCCUCUGCAUCCUUUUCUCUGCCUAUCAGUGCCUCAGCCAUGGCUGGGAUCGCCAUCCUGACCAUGGCGUUUGUGCUGGGCUUCCCCGGAAACCUAUUUGUUGUUUGGUCGGUGCUCUGCCAUGUGAAGAAGCGCUCAGUGACCUGUCUGUUGGUGCUUAAUCUGGCACUGGCAGACGCUUUUGUGCUACUCAGUGCCCCUUUUUUCCUGCGCUUCCUGGCUGGAGGCAAGGGCUGGGAGUUUGGCUCGGCAGCAUGCAAGCUGGUGCAUUACCUUUCAAGUGUGAACAUGUAUGUGUCCAUUUACCUCAUCUGCCUGAUGAGUAUGGAUCGCUGGCUGGCCGUAACAAGGCCUUUUCUCUCCCAGAGAAUGAGAACCAAGCGUUCCCUGCUGGUUCUCCUGCUGGCGGUCUGGGUGUUAGCUUUCAUCCUGUCACUGCCGAUGCCUUUCUAUCGCAGUAAUCUGAAGAAGACACUACCAAACAACAUCACUCUGAGCUUUUGCAAGUCAUACCACUGGGGCAGCACAGGUCACCGGGUCUUCCAGUACCUGUUUGAGACUAUCAUGGGCUGCCUGGUGCCUUUCUCCCUCAUCAAUACCUGUUACUCCUCCGUCAUCUGCCGUCUGCAAAGCGCAAAGUUCCACCUUAAAGGGCAAGGCAGCCGCCUCAUCCUGCUGAUCAUCAGUGCCUUUGCAAUAUUCUGGCUGCCCUAUCACAUCGUCAACAUCAUAGAGGUGGUCGGUCUAUGUGCGAGCAAUGAUUCAGUGAUCAAGGCGGCCCUUACAGCGCGUCCAAAUGUCACAGCCUUUGCUUACUUCAGCAGCGCUGUCAACCCCAUUCUCUACGUGUUUGCUGGCAGCUCCCACAUCCGCCAGGCCGGCCUCAGCUUCAUGGGCAAGCUCUUUGAGGCCACCAACUCGGAGAGCAGGAGCGUAUCUACCUUCAGCCGUAGUGUCCAUAUGAGCCGCAGCAGCUCUUCACCGGAUGAGAGCUCUGUCCUGUACACGCUAUCGGUCAAACUGGGGAAGUCUUUCAAAAGCAAGAACCAGGAGAGGAGCAGCAGUGUGGCAGGCAAUGAGUUCAAUGAGCCUGAACUCAAAACUCUGGCCAAUAUUGAGGAGCUAGAGUAGCACUUCAUCUAUGCUCCAAACCCAAGACAUUUUUCCUGGGCUACACUUCUUCAUUAAUUAAUUAUACACAAACAAGCCUUAACUUUCAUGACUUUAGAAAUUAGACUGAAAAAUGUUACCUAUGCAGUCAUAAAACCUGUCAACAGAAUCUACAUUUCAUAGUUGAAGAACCAACACCUGGCAAUGUCACACAAUCAUGAAAAGAAGUACAGACUCGCAGAGCCAUUAGCAUGGCCGUCUUGUUCAAAGAACGACUGUUCACAGGUAAAGCCAUAACCCCAAAAAAACAUUUUCCUUGUUUUUCUUUCCUUGUUUCAGAAAUGUACAAAAUAAUUAUCAUGUGUCUGCAGAGUUCAUAUAUUUUUAAUCACUGCCUCUUUUUGUCAAAUAAAAAUAAUGUUUAAAUUUGUGGUCACACACAUGACCACAUAUCUCUUACAUGUAGGAAUUACAAUGUUGUUUUUAUUUUUUAUAGAAAUGUGUAUGGUAA
This is a messenger RNA of Micropterus dolomieu (smallmouth bass), 1781 nucleotides long. It is a transcript of the gene ltb4r, whose product is annotated as leukotriene B4 receptor. The transcript is spliced from 4 exons. Gene Ontology annotation, molecular function: leukotriene receptor activity; complement receptor activity. The record is from RefSeq and is a predicted model, not a curated record. Gene Ontology annotation, biological process: positive regulation of cytosolic calcium ion concentration; phospholipase C-activating G protein-coupled receptor signaling pathway; inflammatory response. Lineage: Eukaryota; Metazoa; Chordata; Actinopteri; Centrarchiformes; Centrarchidae. The coding region runs from base 125 to 1291 and encodes 388 amino acids. Gene Ontology annotation, cellular component: plasma membrane.